Phytophthora infestans T30-4 is the source of this 1088-nucleotide messenger RNA. Its product is annotated as diacylglycerol O-acyltransferase, putative. Gene Ontology annotation, molecular function: diacylglycerol O-acyltransferase activity. NCBI's taxonomy places the organism in Eukaryota, Oomycota, Peronosporomycetes, Peronosporales, Peronosporaceae. Gene Ontology annotation, biological process: triglyceride biosynthetic process. The transcript has 5 exons. Gene Ontology annotation, cellular component: endoplasmic reticulum membrane. Bases 1 to 1017 code for a protein of 338 amino acids. The record is from RefSeq and is a predicted model, not a curated record.
AUGACGGCGCAGGAGUUCAAAGCCAUGGAGCAAGAUAACGGGGUCACUUCACCAUCCACGACCCAAAGGGGGGAUUCACGCGUGCCGCAGUGGGCUCAGAACCUCGCGACGGACCUCUUUAGCUUCGUAACCAUCCACUACAACGUCUGGGGCGUGCCCUUCGUCGUGCUUUUCUACUAUCUCUACAGUAUUGGUUACGGUUACGUGUCAGUGUCGCUCGUAGUGCUCUAUCUACCGUCGUUCCUUAGUGGUGCCCAGAAGACGGCAAAAGGAAACCCCUGGCCAGCCUUCCGCUCCAGUCACAUAUGGGGCCUCAGCGCUAAGUUUCUUGGAAUCAAAGUCAUUCGGGAGCAGGAGCUGGGCAGCAACAAAAAGUACAUCUUCGGAUUCCACCCUCACGGCAUCAUUGUGCUGUCACGUGUCUCCACCUAUGGCGGCAACUGGGAAAAGCUGAUUUACUCCAUUGGGCGCCUCGACGAUGUACUGGGCCGUGAACUCUGUCUGUGGCUUGGCGGCGUCGACGCCUCCCGCUCCACGGCCGACAAGGUUCUGAACGACGGCACUAGCAUUGUCGUGUAUCCUGGUGGUGUCCUGGAAAUCUUCAAGACGGACCCCAACUCCAAGGUGAACGAGCUUGUGUUGAAGAAACGUCUCGGUUUCGUCAAGUUGGCUAUGCGCCACGGCGCGGAAUUGGUUCCAAGCUUCGUGUUCGGAGAGAAGUGGCUCUACAACAUGUGGAACCCUCCUCAGGGUUUGAUCGACUUUUUCCGCAAAACGCUCAGGAUCCCCGUGAUCAUCUUCUGGGGAAAGUUCAUGUGGAUGCCCAAGCAGCCGCCCAAGGGCAAGCGAUUUGGCGUCGUGUACGGCAAGCCUAUUCCUACCAAGCUGACAGCUAAUCCCUCCGAGGAAGAGAUUCACGCUGUGCACACGCAGUACGUUGCGGAGAUCCAGCGACUCUUUUCGGAGUAUAAGAAGGACUUCGGCUACGACGAUGACGAGACAUUGCUCAUCAACUAGGCUAGAUGGAACUCGUGAACAUGAUCUAUUCCGUCUUCUAUGAUGUGAAUUCAAAGCUCUCUGGAAUUUAA